Messenger RNA from Bactrocera tryoni, 1667 nucleotides. RefSeq names its product casein kinase II subunit alpha (gene CkIIalpha). Gene Ontology annotation, biological process: protein phosphorylation. NCBI's taxonomy places the organism in Eukaryota, Metazoa, Arthropoda, Insecta, Diptera, Tephritidae. Bases 485 to 1495 code for a protein of 336 amino acids. Gene Ontology annotation, molecular function: ATP binding; protein serine/threonine kinase activity. Gene Ontology annotation, cellular component: protein kinase CK2 complex; cytosol; nucleus. The record is from RefSeq and is a predicted model, not a curated record. The transcript is spliced from 3 exons.
GACGCGUUCGUUUUAAUCUUGCCUAGUGUAAAUGCCUUUGCGUGCUCCACAAAUUAUAAGGUUAAGGAUAUUAAAAUAUGCUUUAUAUAACUAAGAAAACUUAAAGUGUUGAAACUCUUGAAGUUAUUGUAAGCAUUACAAAUUUGAAUGAAGUUAUUGAGUGUAUAACCUAUAUUAUUCUCCAUGUGGUGGAAUCAUAUAAACUUGGUAAAAGAGUGUAACAGAGACCCACACUUCUAUGUAUAAUAAUUCUGUAGAAUAUUGCAGUAUUGGAAGGAUUCCAUUUUUGCUAUAAUUAUUUGCAACAAAGAAGAUUUAAUACCAUUAUUAUAUUGGAAAGUGUGGCCUGUAUCAAAACCGUCUUCGGAGAAGCUAUUGUACAGAUUCUAGUAGCUCUGUCAUAAAUGUAAGAGGGGUCGUUCCAAAUCAGGAUUUCUCUGUCAUAACAAACUUUUUGAGAAAGAGUAGAAUCAGUUCUGGAAAGAUGACACUCCCAAGUGCUGCCCGAGUUUAUACAGAUGUGAAUGCACACAAACCGGACGAGUAUUGGGACUACGAGAAUUAUGUAGUUGAAUGGGCUAACCAGGAUGAUUACCAGCUGGUUCGAAAAUUGGGUCGUGGCAAAUACUCCGAAGUAUUUGAAGCUAUUAAUAUUACAACGACGGAGAAGUGUGUGGUUAAAAUCCUCAAACCAGUAAAGAAGAAGAAAAUUAAGCGUGAAAUAAAAAUACUAGAGAAUUUGCGAGGUGGAACUAAUAUAAUUACUCUAUUAGCGGUUGUAAAAGAUCCCGUUUCACGUACUCCCGCUUUGAUAUUUGAGCACGUCAAUAACACCGACUUUAAACAAUUAUAUCAAACUUUAACGGACUAUGAGAUCCGUUACUACUUAUUUGAAUUACUGAAGGCUCUCGACUAUUGCCAUAGUAUGGGCAUUAUGCACAGGGAUGUAAAACCUCAUAACGUUAUGAUUGAUCACGAAAAUCGUAAAUUGCGCCUGAUUGAUUGGGGUUUGGCAGAAUUUUAUCAUCCUGGCCAGGAGUACAAUGUUCGAGUGGCGUCUCGAUAUUUCAAAGGGCCGGAGUUGCUUGUUGACUACCAAAUGUAUGAUUACUCAUUAGAUAUGUGGUCUUUGGGCUGUAUGUUAGCUUCAAUGAUUUUUCGGAAAGAACCCUUUUUUCAUGGACACGAUAACUAUGACCAACUCGUCCGUAUUGCCAAAGUGCUUGGCACUGAAGAAUUGUAUGCAUAUUUAGAUAAAUACAAUAUUGAGCUAGAUCCUCGAUUCCAUGACAUUUUACAAAGGCACUCUCGAAAGAGAUGGGAAAGAUUUGUCCAUUCGGAUAAUCAGCAUCUUGUUUCACCAGAGGCCCUUGAUUUUCUUGAUAAGCUUUUGCGUUAUGAUCAUGUUGAAAGGUUGACUGCACGUGAAGCAAUGGCUCACCCCUACUUUUUACCAAUUGUGAACGGGCAAAUAAAAUCUACCAAUCAGCAAUAAAAGUAUAUAUGUACAAUUGUAAACAUGCGUUGUCCGAAUGGAGGUUAAAAGUAACUUCAUAGAUGAGCAACUUAAUUAAUACCAUCAAAAAAUUAGUUUAGUACGAAUCGACUCCAAAACAGAAGGGGAAUCUAAAAAAUUUUUAAUAAACCAUGAAAUUAUACAUAACUUA